UUGACCAUACGUGGUUACAUCUUACAUCGGUACUAAGUGUGUACCGUCAGCUAACUGACCAUAAAUUACCAUGCACAAAAACUACCAAACGUGCGUUUUAUUUUAACACGCUCAAAAAAUCUAUAUUCCACAAAUCUUUCAGUUUUUACAAAAAAUUGCAUUGAGCGUAUACAAACUGUGCCUUGUCUUCUCAAUUGCUGGUCUGAAUCAGGCUGAAUUUUUUAACAAGGAAGGAACACAAAUUGCUCGAACAAAAGAAUACCAGAAAUUCAAAACUUAGGGCCAAUGGAACUCGGUGUGUGAGGUUUUUUAAAUUGACGAAUUCCAUUAUUGCAUAAGUGAUCAUUGUUUUUAUGAAAUCAUGGUUUAUCCGACGUUUCACAAACAUUCGGCCGAUUCCCUGUUCGAAGGUGUGAUCAAAUUGGACUCCCUAGCUUCCCAAUCAAUCAAUGUAUGUUACCUUCUGGACGUGUCUGGAAGUAUGUAUCUGGGACAUGACCUCGUCAGAAAACACCUGGUUGAUCACCUAAUCAACAGAGCUGACAUAGAAAACGUGAGAAGAAUCCACUUCGUAGAGCAGAACCAUCAUCUCAACCACAACAACAACAACUCGGCCAAAAAACCGAAAGCCUUUCGUGCCUCUAAGUUCAACGUGAUCGCCUUCUCGGAUGUCCUGUUUCCGUGGAGUGACGAAGGGGUCCAUCUCACUCGGGAGAGCGUGAUGGUGUGCGCCCAGUGGGUGAAACAGAACCUCAAGGUCAAGUCGGGUCCAUCCUAUUUCCUGCCCAGUCUCAUGUUUGCACUGAAGGACAGCCAAAUAGACGAGGUCGUGCUUAUAACAGACUCCUUACCCGCAGACCGAAAUUUACCCGACACUCUCGCCCGAAUCACAGUCGCAGCCAAAGGACGACCAGUGCACACAAUACUCGUGCAAACGCCUCCAGAUCCGAACGAUGAGACUAGAAAGUUGACCAAUCAGGACGCAGAAUGCGAGUCGUUUUUAAGGAAGCUAACGCAGGCUACCGGGUCCGUGCUUCGAAAGGUCAAAAUCGACGCGAGCGGAAAAUUUUUUGAUGACGUCACUUUGGUGCGAGAGUCAAGGUAUGAUCAGAAGAGAACCGAAAGUGGCAGAAACUUUGUCGAAAACGGAGUCGGAGAUAAUUUAGAUGGGACUACUUUUCUGAUGACAGAGAGUACUGGUUGUCAUGUCUGUCCAUCAAUGUCCAAUUGUGCUCACAUUCCCACCUGGAGGACUAUGAAAAAGAGACAUUUACAGAUGCCAGAUGUUCCCUCGGAGGGAGCUGCCAGUCUACUGAUAGGACGAGAGGUAUUAGCCAGAAGAAAUGCGGACGGGUUCCACUAUUUGGGGACUGUUGCCGAAAGGUCGCUGAACAUCUCCAGAUUUUACGUGGAGUUCCCGGAUCCAAAAAGUGAGCAGCCUCAAAUAGAGGAGAUAUCUCUGAAGGAUAUUGUCAACUUCGAGGACGGCAUCCGGAACCCAGUCAGAGAGGGGGACAGAGUACUCGCAUCAGUCGGGGGCUCCAGAAAGGGGAAAUUUGUGGCAGGAACUGUUAUAGAGGGGGAAGACAUGCGAAAUAGUUUUGACUGCCAAAACGACAGCGAGCUAGCAGUUGCAUUUUGUACUGGCGAAUCCAAAGAUGUGUCCAGUAACUUUGUGGUCAAAAUACCCCAAUCUAUGUUCGAUCUGCUAUCCCUGGAGAACGGGGCUUCUCCUAACGAGAGAAGGAGUCUUCAGCUGGCCAGAGAUCAGAUGGAGGUCGAGAGGAAAGCGAAAGAGCCUAUUUGUGAAGGGUACACUAUCAAACCGGACUCAUGUCACGGAGUUUCGUGUUGCCAUGGUUACAUUCCAGUGUGCACUGGUGCAAAGUACUACACCAAGUACCCUGUCUCAGUACCCUCUACUUGUAUGAGUCACCAGAUAGCAUCUGAUAGCCAGGACAUUGUUCUCACUAGUGUGAAAGACAGCUUCGUUCACGCCAAGGAUCUGAACUUGAAUCCUCCUAUGAUGGAACCAAAUAACGAAAGAUAUCCUCAGCCCUUCAACAGAGAGUCAAAGGACGGCUGGUCUCUCUACCAGCCACGUGACCCCAAAGAUGACCCCUGCUGCUGUCAUGCUGAAGGGGAGGGGAACCACUGUUGCAUGCACUGCGACAGCCAUACAGUCCAUGAUUUGAUUGACAGUGACGAUGAAUAUGAUGACCUAUUGGGCGAUAUCAGCAAGUGGGGAGAUAAAAAGGAUGCUGCUACUAGCACCGACAUCAACCUAAUCUGCCCCCCUUUCGUGGCCGUGGAAAAGAGGCCCCCCUGGAGGUACUGGAAGAGGAAGAAGUACGAGGCCUCCCCCCGCUCCCAGCCCUCCUACUACGCAGAGACUGUUGAGUACCCCGCCACACGAGAAAUAUCCAUUCAAGAUACAUCUGGAAUAACUGGCAGGAAAAGUGUAAAUUACAUUCCAAACGAUGAACAUCUCAACGAGCAAAAUGACUCGAACGCCGAUCAACAGCAGCAAGCUUACGACCAAAACGGCUUUUACAGUUCUUCUUUCUACGCGCCCUAUCCUUACUAUUAUCGGGAAGAGGAGUACAGUUGCAGGGAGGAUAGAAGUUACUAUCCCCCUCUUCCUCGUCCUCAGCCAAAACUGGAUUAUGGAAAAUACUUGACAGCAGAUGAGAGACUGAGCGUGCUGGCUCGGUCGCUGAAUCUAGAUGCACAAGAGAAAGUGAUGAAAAGGAAUAACAGAGUCGAUUUCAAACUAGAAGAGCCAAAGCAGAACAACUACGAGAGUCAGCAGAGAGAACAGAUGCGAAAAAUGACUCAAAUUACACAGCCAUCUGAGCAGGAAUCUAGAGCCAACCACACGCGGGACCACUGGUCCUACGAGACGAACAAAUACUUCGAUGAGGUCAAAAGAAAUUUGGGCAAACAGAAACAACUGCGAGGAGUACAGGGAAAUCAUGUGAGGACUCAUAUAGAAAAUCAGACGAUACACGACUUGGAGAACCUUGAUAAAUUCUCAUAGAUAAAAUAAAAGAAAACAUAUUCGAAUUUAGGCUCAAUUUUUAAAAUUAAAGCAAGGUCAAGUUAGCGCUGAUUCAAAAUAUCCGGUAGAAACAAAUACUUGAAACGCGCUUUUCCCAAAUUGUGUUGACUUUAUAUUAAAA
Symsagittifera roscoffensis is the source of this 3182-nucleotide messenger RNA. RefSeq lists its product as uncharacterized. The record is from RefSeq and is a predicted model, not a curated record. Lineage: Eukaryota; Metazoa; Xenacoelomorpha; Acoela; Convolutidae. The transcript is spliced from 12 exons. Bases 362 to 3040 code for a protein of 892 amino acids.